Sclerotinia sclerotiorum 1980 UF-70 is the source of this 1344-nucleotide messenger RNA. Its product is annotated as beta tubulin. The coding region runs from base 1 to 1344 and encodes 447 amino acids. The record is from RefSeq and is a predicted model, not a curated record. Gene Ontology annotation, biological process: microtubule cytoskeleton organization; mitotic cell cycle. Gene Ontology annotation, cellular component: microtubule; cytoplasm. NCBI's taxonomy places the organism in Eukaryota, Fungi, Ascomycota, Leotiomycetes, Helotiales, Sclerotiniaceae. Gene Ontology annotation, molecular function: GTP binding; GTPase activity; structural constituent of cytoskeleton. The transcript has 7 exons.
AUGCGUGAGAUCGUUCAUCUUCAAACCGGCCAAUGUGGUAACCAAAUUGGUGCUGCUUUCUGGCAAACUAUCUCUGGUGAGCAUGGUCUUGACGGCUCUGGUGUCUACAAUGGAACCUCCGAUCUCCAACUUGAGCGUAUGAACGUCUACUUCAACGAGGCUUCCGGCAACAAGUAUGUUCCCCGUGCCGUUCUCGUCGAUUUGGAGCCAGGUACCAUGGAUGCCGUCCGUGCUGGUCCUUUCGGUCAACUCUUCCGCCCAGAUAACUUCGUUUUCGGUCAAUCCGGUGCUGGUAACAACUGGGCUAAGGGUCAUUACACUGAGGGUGCUGAGCUUGUCGACCAAGUUCUUGAUGUCGUUCGUCGUGAGGCUGAGGGCUGUGACUGCCUUCAAGGUUUCCAAAUCACCCACUCUCUCGGUGGUGGAACUGGUGCCGGUAUGGGUACGCUUUUGAUUUCCAAGAUCCGUGAGGAGUUCCCAGAUCGUAUGAUGGCUACCUUCUCCGUCGUCCCAUCGCCAAAGGUUUCCGAUACCGUCGUCGAGCCAUAUAACGCUACUCUCUCUGUUCAUCAAUUGGUCGAGAACUCUGACGAGACCUUCUGUAUCGACAACGAGGCUCUCUACGACAUUUGCAUGAGAACCUUGAAGCUCAGCCACCCAUCCUACGGAGAUCUUAACCACUUGGUCUCCGCUGUCAUGUCCGGUGUUACCACCUGUCUCCGUUUCCCUGGUCAACUUAACUCAGAUCUCCGAAAGUUGGCUGUCAACAUGGUUCCAUUCCCCCGUCUUCAUUUCUUCAUGGUUGGAUUUGCUCCUUUGACCAGUCGUGGCGCACACUCUUUCCGUGCUGUUACUGUUCCAGAGUUGACCCAACAAAUGUAUGAUCCUAAGAACAUGAUGGCCGCUUCCGAUUUCCGUAACGGUCGUUACUUAACCUGCUCUGCUAUCUUCCGUGGUAAGGUUUCCAUGAAGGAGGUUGAGGACCAAAUGCGCAAUGUCCAAAACAAGAACUCUUCCUACUUCGUCGAGUGGAUCCCUAACAAUGUCCAAACCGCCCUUUGCUCCAUUCCUCCCCGUGGUCUCAAGAUGUCCUCCACCUUCGUCGGUAACUCGACCUCCAUCCAAGAACUCUUCAAGCGUGUCGGUGAUCAAUUCACUGCUAUGUUCAGAAGAAAGGCUUUCUUGCAUUGGUACACUGGUGAGGGUAUGGACGAGAUGGAGUUCACUGAAGCUGAGUCCAACAUGAACGAUUUGGUCUCCGAGUACCAACAAUACCAAGAUGCCUCGAUCUCUGAGGGAGAGGAGGAGUACGAAGAGGAAGCCCCAAUUGAGGGCGAGGAAUAG